Messenger RNA from Scutellospora calospora, 188 nucleotides. Lineage: Eukaryota; Fungi; Glomeromycota; Glomeromycetes; Diversisporales; Gigasporaceae. The record is from the annotation of a GenBank genome assembly.
UUUUAACUGAGAUUAUUUCUACUUCUAUAAGCUCUAAACUAGAUGAUUCCUCUAUAUUUGUUGCUGCUGUUGUUGCCUCUGCUGUUUUGGCUGUUGCUGUUUUUGUUGCUGCUGUUUUUGUUGCUACUGUUUUUGUUGCUGCUGUUUUUGCUAUUGCUGUUGUUGCUGCUGCUGUUUUUGUUGCUGCU